Molecule: messenger RNA, 5257 nt
Organism: Hyaena hyaena (striped hyena)
Lineage: Eukaryota; Metazoa; Chordata; Mammalia; Carnivora; Hyaenidae
Gene: PAX5
Product: paired box 5
Exons: 10
Coding region: 93-1268 (391 amino acids)
Biological process (GO): regulation of transcription by RNA polymerase II; anatomical structure development
Molecular function (GO): DNA-binding transcription factor activity, RNA polymerase II-specific; RNA polymerase II cis-regulatory region sequence-specific DNA binding
Source: RefSeq, a predicted model, not a curated record
GAAAAAAAGGAAAAAAGAAAGAAAAAGAAGCACACACAAAAAAAGUGGAAACUUUCCCCCUUGUCCACUUCAUCAAGUUUUGGAAAAUCAAAAUGGAUUUAGAGAAAAAUUACCCGACUCCUCGGACUGGCAGAACAGGACAUGGAGGCGUAAAUCAGCUUGGGGGGGUUUUUGUGAAUGGACGGCCACUCCCGGACGUCGUCCGCCAAAGGAUAGUGGAACUUGCUCAUCAAGGUGUCAGGCCCUGUGACAUCUCAAGGCAGCUUCGAGUCAGCCAUGGUUGUGUCAGCAAAAUUCUUGGCAGGUAUUAUGAGACGGGGAGCAUCAAGCCUGGUGUAAUUGGAGGAUCCAAACCAAAGGUCGCCACGCCCAAAGUGGUGGAAAAAAUUGCCGAGUAUAAACGCCAAAAUCCCACCAUGUUUGCCUGGGAGAUCAGGGACCGGCUGCUGGCAGAACGGGUGUGUGACAAUGACACGGUGCCCAGUGUCAGUUCCAUCAACAGGAUCAUCCGGACAAAAGUACAGCAACCACCGAACCAGCCGGUCCCAGCUUCCAGUCACAGCAUAGUGUCCACGGGCUCCGUGACGCAGGUGUCGUCGGUGAGCACGGACUCGGCCGGCUCCUCGUACUCCAUCAGCGGUAUCCUGGGCAUCACGUCUCCCAGCGCAGACACCAACAAGCGCAAAAGAGAUGAAGGUAUUCAGGAGUCUCCGGUGCCGAACGGCCACUCACUGCCGGGCAGAGACUUCCUCCGGAAGCAAAUGCGGGGAGAACUGUUCACACAGCAGCAGCUGGAGGUGCUGGACCGUGUGUUCGAGAGGCAGCACUACUCGGACAUCUUCACCACCACAGAGCCCAUCAAGCCUGAGCAGACCACGGAGUAUUCAGCUAUGGCCUCGCUGGCUGGAGGGCUGGAUGACAUGAAGGCCAACCUGACCAGCCCCACCCCCACUGACAUUGGGAGCAGCGUGCCUGGGCCACAGUCCUACCCCAUUGUGACAGGCCGUGACUUGGCGAGCACGACCCUCCCCGGGUACCCUCCGCACGUUCCCCCCGCCGGACAGGGCAGCUACUCUGCACCGACGCUGACAGGGAUGGUGCCUGGGAGCGAGUUUUCCGGGAGCCCCUACAGCCACCCUCAGUAUCCCUCGUACAACGACUCCUGGAGGUUCCCCAACCCGGGGCUGCUCGGCUCCCCAUACUAUUACAGCGCUGCUGCCCGAGGGGCUGCCCCGCCUGCGGCUGCCACUGCCUAUGACCGUCACUGACCCUCGGAGCCAGGCAGGCGCCAAGCACUUAUAACACAUAUCACUGAGGGCGAUAGCCUCUCAGCCCCUCUGAAGACGGCCAGAGGGGCCCAACGAGACCAUCCCCCAGCAACCCCCACUCACCUGAAACUCCCUCCCAACCUUUUCCUGCCAGGGACUCUGGGGUUCGAUGGUAAGGCUGUUGGACUUGUAGACAUAUGUCCGUUUCUAAGAGUCAAUCAGUGAGCUUCUCCCAACGGCAACUGGGUCUCUGCAAACCAACGGACUAGUCUUCAGACAACUGUAGCCUCAACCUAGCCUGCCAGUCCCCAGCUGUCUGACCAUCCACCUGUCUUCCUGCCCCAGGCCUGGGAAGGAGAGCUUGCUUUUGUUGCUUCCACAGCACCCAUGUAAAUACCUUCUUGCUUUUUUGUGGGCCUGAGGGUCCAGCUGAGUGGACAGCCCACCCAUUACGCAUCCAGUACUCCCGAUGUGUCACAGGAAAUCUCAGACCUGUGUGCCGAGCAUCCCAUCUGUCCUGGCUGCACCCCACAGGUGGGCUUGGAGUUGCCCUUGAGACUAAGGAUGUCCACCUCAGGGCCCAGCCUCCUGCUCAUUGCUACUUCUUUAAUGUCUGGACUAGGAGUCUCAUUGGGCUAGUUACGCUUCAAGCUUCCCCCCUGAGAUCCCUCCUCAGGAGAAACACACUCUGGAGAGAUGCCCUGGUUUCCUGACUCCAUUUCCUUGGGCCCAAUGCAGAGUGAGCAGCUCUUUUCCAUAUCAAAGGACUCAAAGAGAACUGUGUGGGAGAGUCUUCAGCUACUACGCUAAAGUAAGAUGCUAUCCAAGGUGCUGACUGCAUUGUGGACUUCGAAUGCUAGGGCUGGACAGGACCCAGGAGGCCAUAGUCCAAGGCGGGAACCCCAAGCCCCUGGAACCACUGAACUGCACUGGGUUGUGUUUUCUGAAGAAUGCCCAGGCGCAUAUCACACUGGACACGCACCGUGGACAUUUCUCCCACCCUGCAGGAUGCCAGAGAGUGGAUUCUGGGCAAGCCUGUCCCUGCCAUGUAGACAAUGAUGAACAAAAAGGAUUUUCCUGCACUGAGGGCCACAAACACCUACAGCAGUCAGCCAGAAUUUCCUGAUCAGCCCCUCCCCAUCCUCGUGGAGCCUAGUACGCAGCUGGGAAUAGAGGUUGUGGGGUGGGAGCAGAUGCCUAACCUUGCACAGUGGGUAUGUACCUGUUGAUGCAAGGGGUUGUGAUGGUCAGAGCCAUGGCCAAUGGCCCCAGGGGCCUGGGGGUGGGGAGGCUUGGAGAACUCACCAUAGGCUGGUGAGAUCAGAAAAACUCACCUGGGAGGAUGCAAGAGACAGAGGAAGGCCUUCUGGGAAGAUAAGGACAGGCUGUGAGGAACUGGUGUGUGAACUGGGAGUGUUUUUGAAAUAGGGAUACCAGGGGCCACCAUCUCUUUGCCCAGGGCUUCAAUUCCUUGAAUAGUCUCUUUUGCCAACUCAGGACAGCAAGAUGGAGGCACUAUCCAAAUCUGGGCUGAAUUACAAUGAGAACAAUGGAUGUUGCCAUCUCAUGUGACAGUGUCCCCAGUGCUUGCAUGUCACCAAGCUGGCAAAGAGCUGGGGCAGAGAGAGCCUGCACUUGACAUUAUUGGGCCUGAGAGGUCUUGUCCUGGUCAAACCUCUUCCUUGCUAUGGGAUUUCAGACAAUAUGUUCACCUCUCUGAGCCUCAGCUGCCUUGGUAAGCAGGGUCACCUGCAGGGUCAUCCUACAGCUCUCCCUGCCUUCCUCUUUCCCAGGAUGCUGGGGCUGUAACAGUCAUCCGGGGCAGGUAUUCUACUUCUGAGCAAGCAUUUGGGGUGGGCACCUGAGUCCUGCUAAUGUUUGGACCAAAUGGGAAACGGGAACACCCAGAGGCGUGGGAGUCAGCCUUGGAGAAGACCUAGUCCAGCUCCCCGCAGGGGAAACUGAGGCCCAGUUUGGGGAAGCCCAGGGCCAUGCAGAAAGAUAGAACAGACCUCCUCUGGCCACCACCAAGUGCUUUUCCCCCAACAUCCUACAAGGUGGUAGCACAGAAGAGGAAACUGAGGCUCAACAAGGUGGAGUCCCCAAGCAGUGACUGGCAGAUGUGAAGCUGGCAUUCAGCCCCCUGACCCCUGGAACAAGGCGACCCUCCCAUCCCUGGGGAGGGCAGUUGAGUAAGGGCAGUGGGAGGUUGUUCUGGGUCCACUGCCACAGAUGGAGGGUCCUGGAGUGCUCGCACUGCUGAGGGAGCCCAGUCACCCAGGGAAGAAGUGAGGACAGUGAGCUCACUGCAGGCACACCCACCACUUUGCAACCUGCUGGGCAAAGACGGGAGGCAGCUGGGGGCAGAGCCCACCUCUGAAAACAAGAUAAACCGGCUCCAGCCUCCACCUGCCAAGCAAGGUAGGAGAAGGUAUGUUAGCUGGCCUCUCCUUUCCUCCUUCCCUCCCUCCCUCCCUUCUGCAGGAAGUGAUGGGGUCAGGCCUUUUGAUCCUCAUCCCUCCUUGUGCUCUCAGGCUGUUGGGAGGUCAGUCUUCCCUGAACCAACUGCCUGAAGUGCACACUGUCCUUCCUCAGCAAAGCCCGCCUGGCCCCAUCCUGUUCCUUCUCCCUGCCCUGUGAUGAACUCCCUCCAUGCCUUUCCUCUCUGAGGCUCUGCUGGUCUUCGGAUCGCAUUUGUAUUUAUUAGACAAGCACUUGAUUCCUGGAGCUACCAGGCAGAAGCACAAGAGCAUAUGGAUGCACAUGCGUGUUCUCACACACGUACCUGCUCUCUCCGGCUCGGGGUUCCCAUGCUGGCUGAGCUGCCUGGAGCUUGGAGAGAAAGGUUCCAAAGGACACAAGCCGUUGAGUAAAUGCCAGAGAAUUCUGAGUGGAAAACACAAGGCCAGGGCUUUCACCAGCAUUAUGGCUGGAGGCCUAGGGACAUUCAGCCCCAUGUUCCAGCUCUGACUUUUGGAAAAGGACCUUGUGAAUUUUAGGGAAAAGUUUCAUACCAUUAGUCUAGCUCCAGCCUUGAAAACUUUGAUGACCUAUCAAAUCCAACAUCCCUUUCCCAAGGCGCCUUAGUUAGGGUUAGCCCUUUCGUAACUGACAUUGAAUGGUGCUUUGCAAUCCUUGACCGUUCUCUGGGGUAAAGAUCACAAUGCCCAUUUUACAAAUGGGAAAACAGAUUUGGGGCUCGCGUGGCAAGACAGAGGUGAAGUGAAUUCUCAGAGCUCCGGGCCCCACUUGGCCUCCACAGAAUUGUGCUCCUGUCAUGGGAGCCUAUGGCUUAGACACACCCUUCAAUCCCUUAGAACCCCCUAGACCCACAAUGAGGAAAGAAAGAGCAGGGACCCAGAGGCUGGCCUGACCGAAGGGCCUGCAGGUCAGUAGCUUGGCUGGUCUAACUUAGUUCCCAUUAACACCAAGACCUGCAAAGUCUGCCCAGAUUCAUUCACAUCAUUGCUUCUGAGGUUUCAUCCAGACUUCUUCCCUGCUGUGUCCCAAGACUCCGAGGGGAUCAGAUCUUGUCCAAGACUGUACCAUCAGCUGUGGCAGGGCCUGGACGUGAGCCCAGAUCUGACCCCCAGGGUCUAAGUUUCCAGUGCCAUGAGAUGUCUGUCAUGAGAUGUCCCUCACUCUUUUCUUUAUCCUUCCCACUGUGCUUCAGACUGUGGCCCUGGCUGUGACAGUAUGCAGGAGUCCCCAUUAGGGUACUCACAGGCCUGGGAAACACAGACCACAAUCUCAUGGGCCCCAAGCUGCUACUUUCCGGGUCCGGCAGGUGGAGUAAUCUUGCCCCUCAGGCAGGCACGAGGCAGCAUGGGUGCUGGACUUGAGACAGCCAGGUUGCUUGCCCCAUCCAAUGGCAUUUAAAUGUGGAAGCCUUUACAAUGCUCUUCCGGCCAAAAAAAUAUGGGUCAAAUUUGACCCACUGGCAACUAGAUUUGACCCCCCAUCUUUUAAAUGUUUCUUUAUUAGAGAGA